This is a messenger RNA of Loa loa (African eye worm), 171 nucleotides long. RefSeq lists its product as hypothetical. The transcript has 2 exons. NCBI's taxonomy places the organism in Eukaryota, Metazoa, Nematoda, Chromadorea, Rhabditida, Onchocercidae. The record is from RefSeq and is a predicted model, not a curated record. Bases 1 to 171 code for a protein of 56 amino acids.
AUGUCAACAUAUUUGGUUGUAAAAUGGCAAACAAAUAUUUAUAUUUUGAUACUUUCUAUUGCUGCAGGUAUAUCUCAUGCCGCUAAAUCGAAGCGGGGUGAAUUAUCGGUAGAAAUCGGACGACAUUUUCCAUGUUCUUCUAAUUCAGGUACGCUAGCAUAUAGUUGUUAA